GAAUUUCUCAAAGGAAUGGAGCGCCCUCAUGGCCCUACUGCGCAUGCUCGCCCCGUGACCCCAGCUUGAGGUGACGGCGGGAGCCUAGGCGGGGGCCCAAAAGCACUGAGGCUGAGGGACCCGCCACGGCUCCGUCGUCCGAGAGGGCAGGGCCUGCUGCCGUCGGACAGAGCCCCUGGACUCCCAGGUUCCUGGCCAGGGAGGUGGAGGAAAAGGAGAGACCUAUCUGCCAGGGCUCAAGGCCAGGCUGCUGGUUCUGGGAUGCCCCAGCCCAAGCCCAGUGAGCAAGAGGGUGAGAGCGUGAAGGGCGGCCAGGAGCCAACUCCCCAGCCUGGCAUGGAUGUGGUCCCAGCAGCCCCCAGGAAGCCCAGAAAAUGCUCCAAACUGGUCCUGCUGACAGCGUCCAAAGACAGCGCCAAAGUGGCUGGGGCCAAGCGCAAAGGAGUGCACUGCAUCAUGUCCCUGGGGGCACCAGGCCCUGCCACCCUGGCCAAGGCUCUCCUCAAGACUCAUCCUGAGGCUCAGCGGGCCAUUGAAGCAGCCCCCCAGGAGCCUGAGCAGAAGCGUAGCAAGCUGGACCCGGAUGGCCCAGAAGACAGCGGAUGGUCUGGGGUGUCUUCUUCAAGUCCCAAGGAGACCACUGUGCUCCCCAAGGCACCCAGCACUUCCCCAUAACCUUGGCAACUGCUGCAGCAUGUGUUGCUCACUGCAUCAGUUACUUUUAUAAGCAAGAGGGAAAAAGAGAGAAAAUAAAAGAAGCUGUAUGCUAUUU
This is a messenger RNA of Peromyscus eremicus (cactus mouse), 772 nucleotides long. RefSeq names its product FLYWCH family member 2 (gene Flywch2). The transcript has 3 exons. The record is from RefSeq and is a predicted model, not a curated record. NCBI's taxonomy places the organism in Eukaryota, Metazoa, Chordata, Mammalia, Rodentia, Cricetidae. Bases 262 to 675 code for a protein of 137 amino acids.